UGCCCAUCUCCUCCGACUGUUGCCUUGUGCCAUCACUACCCAAUUCGCAUUCGGUCUUCUCCCGCCCACAAUGCCCCGACAACGCGCGCUCCUUUUGGCCCCAUCGGCGACGUUCGGUGAGGUCGGUCAACUCGACAAAGCCGAAUCAGCCUACUUGUACCCCACGCCUCACCUCUCUUUCGCAUGCACCUCUCUCUCCUUUGCUUCUGCCCGAUAUGUCUACCGCCGCCCUCAAGCCCGCCUCGGACACUUCAGCCGAUGCUCCGGCUAAGCCUCCGCCUACUCCUCAGAAGAGAGGCGUUCGCUUCUGGCUCAUCAUUGCUGGCCUGUCCAUCACCGGUUUGCUCGUAGCCCUUGAGGCCACUAUCGUUUCCACUGCCCUUCCCUCCAUCAUUGCCGAUCUCGGUGGCGCCGAUUCCUACGUUUGGGUCAUCAUGGCCUAUUUCUUGACCAUGACGUCCUUUCAGCCUCUUUACGGCCAGCUGGCCGACAUCUUUGGAAGGCGCUAUUUGACAAUCUUGGCUGUUGCUAUCUUCACCUUGGGUAGCGGGCUCUGUGGUGGUGCCGAUAACUUGAACAUGAUGAUCGCUGGCCGUGCCAUCCAGGGACUUGGCGGCUCCGGCAUCAACGUCUUGGUCGAGCUCAUCAUCUGCGACAUCAUCCCCUUGCGCGAGCGCGGAACGUUCAUGGGCAUCAUCUUCGGAGCCAUCACCCUCGGCACCGCCCUUGGUCCUCUCUUUGCAGGUCUAAUCGUCGAAUAUUCGACUUGGCGAUGGGUCUUCUACCUUAAUCUACCGGUUGCUGGCGUCGCGCUCGUCGUCUUGACUCUCUUCCUACAAGUCAAGUACGACCGCAAACUCAGCAUUGGCCAAAGCCUCAAGAGGAUCGACUACUUUGGCAACGCCCUGUUCAUUGCCUCCUGCGUCUCGACUCUGAUCGCAUUGGGCUGGGCUGGCACCGUAUACCCUUGGUCAUCAUUCCGCAUCCUCGUGCCAUUGAUUCUUGGCUUCGCCGGCUUCGCCGCCUUCCUCUUCUACGAAGGCUCGCGGUUUGCCGUUGAGCCUAUCAUGCCUCUCCACCUUUUCAAAAACAGGACUUCUUCCGCUGUCUUCAUCAUAACCUUCUUCCAUAGCCUGGCGAGUGUCUGGGUGCUCUACUUCAUGCCCGUCUACUUUCAAGGCGUGCGCAUGUCUACUCCCGCUCGCUCAGGUGUUCAGCUGCUUCCGACGGUCGUCGUCAUGAUCCCAUUCGGCGGCAUCGGUGGCAAGCUCUUGGAAAAGUACGGCAAAUACAAGCCCAUCCACCUCGCCGCAUUCGCUAUCAUGGUGAUCGGAUACGGACUCUUAACGUUGCUUGACGAGAACUCGUCGACAGCCGAAUGGGUCAUAUUCCAGAUUGUCGAGUCCAUAGGCUUUGGCUUGAUUCUCGCAGCCCUACUCCCAGCCUUACAGGCCAAGCUGUCCGAGGCAGAUUCAGCAAGCUCGACGGCCACGUGGGGCUUCAUCCGGGCCUUUGGCAUGGUUUGGGGCAGCAUCAUCCCCUCUUCCAUCUUCAACAACCGCUUCGACCAGCUCGCAGGGCGCAUCAGCGACGUUGCUAUUCGCGAGCAGCUCUCCGGCGGGCAUGCGUAUGAGCAUGCGACAAAGGCGUUCGUCAGUGCUCUUCCCACGGCUAAUGGUGUGCGAGACCAAGUCAUCAGCGUAUUCAGUGAUAGCCUGAAGCGGACGUGGCAGAUUGGUAUUACGUUCGUCGGGUUGGGCUUCCUGUUCGUGUUUAUGGAGGAGCAGGUCGAGUUGAGAAAGGACCUUGAGACUGAAUAUGGUCUGGAUGAGAAGGUUUUCAAGGACGAGGAGAAGGACUCCGCUGCUACUGAACCUCGUGGUAAAGCUGAGAAGUAGGGAUUAGAGGCUUUCUUUGGCGGUUUAAAAAUAUGUAAGAUUAAUGAAGCAAUUAUUAAAGUAUGGUGAGGUUAGUGGUUGUCAACGGCUCGUAUAAUGCUGGGAGAGUUUUCUUGCUUGAAUCAUCUAUACUAAUGGCGUUUUUGUGGAUCAAGAGGGUUUACAACUACUCGUGGCAAAGGCAGAAAAAGCUAUAUCGAUUAAACAAUAUUUUACUACGGCUCUUUUCAUCUGUCGGUGGAUCUCGGUUUGCGGUGACGGGCGCUAGAUAAUGGUAUAAUAAAUUGGAAG
Molecule: messenger RNA, 2189 nt
Organism: Aplosporella prunicola CBS 121167
Lineage: Eukaryota; Fungi; Ascomycota; Dothideomycetes; Botryosphaeriales; Aplosporellaceae
Exons: 2
Coding region: 216-1898 (560 amino acids)
Biological process (GO): transmembrane transport
Molecular function (GO): transmembrane transporter activity
Source: RefSeq, a predicted model, not a curated record